Molecule: messenger RNA, 729 nt
Organism: Soboliphyme baturini
Lineage: Eukaryota; Metazoa; Nematoda; Enoplea; Dioctophymatida; Soboliphymatidae
Source: the annotation of a GenBank genome assembly
CUGUUUAAGAUAUACAACGAUGGUGCAGUGGCGAAGGACGGACGUCUGUCGAUUGGUACUCGAAUUCUGGAGGUGAACAACCGAUCGUUGCUAGGCGUGACGCAGGAGGAAGCCAUAGACGCGCUUGAGCACAGCGAUUCCUAUGUGCAUAUGCUAGUCUGUGACGGACUGAGUACCAACAAUUUUGCUAUCAUGCUUCUCAAUAAGUCUUCCAUGUCCACCUCAGAGCUGAACGAGCGGCGCGUGGAUGAUCGAGCUAUCAGUGGCUCCAAGUCCGAGUUAGUACUGAACUCGAACCGUACCACUGGUCCUGAAUCACCGCCGGCAAGAUCGGCACUUUCGCUGCAUGACCUGGAAAAAUGGGACUCGCUGAAUUCGAACGAAGAGUAUGCGCCGUCUCCCAUACCGACUGACAUGGCCAUGGCAGAAGCGCUGCGAGGUUCGUCGGCGGAUCGGGGUCACCGGCUACUCGAAGAGACUGCCAGUACAAGUCCGAAAAUUGACCGACCAGCGAUCGCGAAAAAGCCGACCGUGCCGCUCAAACCGUCGUUCAUUAAAAAGCCGUUGUAUUCGAACGCGAACAAGGUGCAACAGGAGCUGGACAACGUGCUGCAGUCGCGAAUCCCGUCUCGUCUACAGAACACUGUAAGAAUGCAUCGUUUUUGCUUUUUCACCUGGAACAGAACGAACGUUGAAGAAAUAUUUUUUGGACAUGUCAUUUUGGCCUAA